GCAGCAAACGUGUUUAAUUGAAAAACAAACUCUAAACUAAUCCGUGAACAAAAGGGUUUAUUAAACAGAAUUGAAAGACCAAGUAACGGCAUGCAUGACUUGGUAAACUCUUAAGUCCUAAGCUUAAGGAAUUAGCUAUUUCAUGAAAAGGGAAAGUUGAUUUGCAAAGCGGACAGAUGUGAAGAUGCAGACAGCUACUUCCUUAUCUCUUCCGUGGAGUACUCCGUGUACCCAACUGCUCUUUACCCGUAAUUCCAGCUCCAUAAACAUAAAGAAUAAAACUUUCACUGCUACUGUCUCCUCUUUAUUGUCUUAUGAUUGGAUGUCUGUUGUACAUUAUCAUGAUAAGCAUGUAAUUGGAAGUCACUUCCCAAACUAUUUCAAACCCAAAGCAACCCUUCUCUCUCUCAACUGCUGUUUCAAUCAAGAAGCUGCUGGAGCUGGAGAUAGUCUUUCUCAACACCAGCAAUCACAGAAUCAGCAUAGUAAAGGGUUCUGGAGUAACUGGAAGGCUAAUUCUGCGGAAAUGAGUUCAAAACUUGCAAAGCUUGGGCUUGCAGCUGUGCUUGCUUAUGGUUUGUUUGAUGCGAUUACAUAUACAACUUUCUUUGUGUUGGCGUUCCUUGGCUAUGAGAAGAGUACAGGAAAGAAUCCUGCAGCCAAUCUACAAGCACUUUUAGGGAUUGUGAUCUUGAUGUGGACUGGGAACAACAUCACAAGGCCAUUUCGAGUAGCUGGAGCAGCCGCAGUAGCGCCAUUUUUUGACAGGGGCCUGAAGAAGAUCCAAAACUAUUUCAAGUUUCCAAAUCUUGCUUAUGCAUUCGCACUUGUUGUCUCAAUAGUAGCUUCAUUGUGUUUAACAACUGGUGGUUUGCUUAUUCUUCCAAGAUGGGGAAAAUGAAAUAGAAAAGGCUAAGCAAUGAUCAAGAGCACACAUAUUAUCAAGCAACAUUCUAAUUUUCAAAUGCAUAUGCAGACUAAUGUUUAUUUGGUGAAAUCAACAACCAGGAGCGCCGUCUCUCUCACUGCUCUCUCCUUUACUUUCCAAUCUUAGGGCUGCCAUUUGGUCCUAUGUGACCGACGGGCGCCCUGAUCUAAAAUCUUCUCAAUUAGUUUAUGUCUCUAUUUUAAGUUAAUUUGCUUUAAAUUAGUCUACAUCUUUGUCUGAUCAAUUCUAGGAGCAGAGCAAGAGGCAUAACACUAAGUUGUCCUUAAAGGCAUCUCUUCAAUCUUGAUAGAUGUAAGCUUUACAAAGCUAUUUUUUUUAUGAAAUAUUGGGGGGUACCGCAAAGGAACAGGCCAGGCAUUUGCGGGGAAAGAUAUCCUUCAAAGAUAUUCCACCCAGCAAGACAGUUCUCUUAUACGGCAAUACUAGAUUGAAAACAGUCAUAGUAGGCUCAUCGGUGGCAUCAAGAAUGAAAAUGGACCCCAAAGAGGUUUGUUUUGCAAAUAUCUCAUAAAAAAGAAUGAGAAGUUGUCAUGAUCUUAGCUACUGCAGGAGUCGUCGUGAAUAUGGUGAGUGGUAUGCUGGGGAGAGAGGCCAAGCUUGUGCCUAUUGAAGGGAAGGAAUAGAAUUAAUUGUGCAUAUUUGUACUUCAGUCAGUUAGUUAUUUUGCCCAUUUGCAUUUUUGUCUUUAGAUUCUUGUUAUUAUGCUAAAAUACAGCUGCUAUGACAACUGUCCAUUUAUUCUUAUUGUCAA
Molecule: messenger RNA, 1700 nt
Organism: Ricinus communis (castor bean)
Lineage: Eukaryota; Viridiplantae; Streptophyta; Magnoliopsida; Malpighiales; Euphorbiaceae
Exons: 4
Coding region: 185-901 (238 amino acids)
Source: RefSeq, a predicted model, not a curated record